AUGCCGUCUGCUUUGCCAAGCCUACCGGUUGGCAUGCCCGCCGCGGUGCCGUUGCCAGGGAACGGCCUGUCUCCCGCGGCACCAGUGCCAGCUGGUGGCACACCGAAGCCGCAGGACCUGCUACUUUUGAUACGUCAAGGUGUCGCGAACCAGGACAAGGCAGCUGUGAAAACGGCGCUGCAGAUGGCUACGCAGCUGGGCACGCCCAUCGAAGCGCCCAUCCUGGACAUGAUUCGGCAAUGGCUGGGCGAGGAUGCGUUCUCCUCCGUCAUGGCCAAGUCUCCGCCCACGCCCACGGUGAUUCCAGCCAAGGCCGGGCCCUCGGCAACGGCACCCGAGACGGUGGUCAAGGCAAAGGCCCCAGUGACAGUACCUGCGCAGCCGCCUUUGGUACUCAUCCGCGAGGGCGUCGCCAAGCAGGACAAAGGAAUGGUGCGUGCGGCCCUCCGCAUGGCCGUGGAGCAGGGGACGCAGAUUGACAAGCCUGUCUUGGACAUGCAGAAGUUCUGGAGGGAAUCAGGAUUUGGAAUGUCGGUUCUAGGCGAAUCUGCUCGGGGCUUGGACGCCCUGAACGGAGGCUUCGGAAGUGGCUUUCUGAAGAGGACACGGGGUGCGUGA
Symbiodinium natans is the source of this 618-nucleotide messenger RNA. The record is from the annotation of a GenBank genome assembly. Lineage: Eukaryota; Dinophyceae; Suessiales; Symbiodiniaceae.